Capra hircus (goat) is the source of this 7879-nucleotide messenger RNA. RefSeq names its product BCL2 associated athanogene 4 (gene BAG4). Gene Ontology annotation, cellular component: cytosol; nucleus; membrane. The coding region runs from base 121 to 1494 and encodes 457 amino acids. The transcript has 5 exons. Gene Ontology annotation, biological process: protein stabilization. Lineage: Eukaryota; Metazoa; Chordata; Mammalia; Artiodactyla; Bovidae. The record is from RefSeq and is a predicted model, not a curated record. Gene Ontology annotation, molecular function: adenyl-nucleotide exchange factor activity; protein-folding chaperone binding.
UGGCUGUUGCAGGCCGACCCCCUUUCCCUGUGGUCCAUUCACGCUCCCCCGUCGGCGCCUGCGCGGUGGGCCGGCCGUGAGGGGCGGGGGGCCGGGAAGCGCCUGGGGGCGGCGGAGCCCAUGUCGGCCUUGAGGCGCUCGGGCUACGGCCCCAGUGACGGCCCGUCUUAUGGCCGCUACUACGGGCCUGGGGGUGGAGAUGUGCCGGUGCACCCGCCUCCGCCCAUCUACCCCCCGCGCCCCGAGCCUCCCCAGCCUGCCAUUUCCUGGCGGGGGCGCGGGGGCGGCCCGGCGGAGACCACCUGGCCGGGGGAAGGCGGAGGAGGCGAUGGCUACUACGCGUCUGGAGGCGCCUGGUCAGAGCCGGGUCGUGCUGGCGGAGGCCACCAGGAGCAGCCACCAUAUCCUAGUUACAAUUCUAACUAUUGGAAUUCUGCUGCCCGACCUCGGGCUCCUUACCCAAGUACAUACCCUGUAAGACCGGAAAUGCAAAGCCAGAGUUUGAAUUCUUACACAAAUGGGGGAUACGGCCCCCCAUACCCCACUGGCCCAGGGACAACUACUGCCUCAUACCCUGGGGCCUAUUACACCCCUGGGUAUGCUCAGACCAAUUACUCCACAGAGCUUCCAAGCACUUACCGUUCACCUGGCAACAGCCCAACCCCGGUCUCCCGUUGGAUGUACCCCCAGCAGGACUGCCAGACUGAAGCGCCCCCUCUUAGGGGGCAGGUUCCGGGAUAUCCUGCUUCACAGAACCCUGGAAUGAGCGUACCCCAUUACCCUUAUGGGGAUGGUAAUCGUAGUGUUCCACAACCAGGACCACCCGUACGACCCCAGGAGGACUCAUGGGCUCCUCCAGGUGCUUAUGGAAUGGGAACCCGGUACCCCUGGCCUUCAGCUGCGCCCUCAGGACCACCGGGGAGUCUCUACAUGAAUGAGAGCACUUCAUCGUGGCCUACCAGUGGCUCUCCUCAGCCACCUCCUUCACCGCCACCCCCACAGCCUAAGGACUCCUCCUACACCUACAGCCAACCAGACCAGGGCAUGAGCCAGCACAACUUUCCAUGUAGUGUCCAUCAGUACGAGUCCUCGGGAUCAGUGAAUGAUGACAGUUCGGAGCUUUUGGAUUCCCAGGUCCAGUAUAGUGCUGAGCCUCAUCUGUACGGUAAUGCCACCCACGAACAUCCCAGCACUCAAGACCAGGGUAAUCAUCUUGCUGAAGAGUGUUUAUCUUCAGAUGAAGGGACUCCCCCAAGCAUUAAAAAAAUCAUACAUGUGCUGGAGAAGGUCCAGUAUCUUGAGCAAGAAGUAGAAGAGUUCGUAGGAAAAAAGACAGACAAAGCCUACUGGCUUCUGGAAGAGAUGCUAACCAAGGAACUCCUGGAACUGGAUUCAGUUGAAACUGGGGGCCAGGACUCUGUCCGGCAGGCCAGGAAAGAGGCGGUUUGUAAAAUCCAGGCCAUACUGGAAAAAUUGGAAAAAAAGGGAUUAUGAAGGGAUUUAGAACAAAGGGGAAGCCUGUUACUAACUCGACCAAAGAACUCUUGAUUUUGGUUCAUUACCCUCUUUUUGAAAUGCCUGUUGACAACAAGAAGCAAUACAUUCCAACUUUCCUUUGAUAGAAAGCUUGAAACACUGGUAAAGGACUCGGAAGAACAGUUGGGUUAUGAGUUGUUUUCAGACCAGUGAAUGUAAGAGAGAGCUCUCCGGUUAUCGGUAUUGCCAAGUAGACUCGCCCAGUAAGAAAUACAUGGGUGUCCUCGGCAAGCUGCUUCUUAUCAGCAGGAGGGGAAUUCACCUUAUGUAACAGGCUCCUCAGAAACCUACAGGAUAAGACUGGAUGUUCUUUGGACAGGCUCUGUUUUUUUAAAACAUCUGGAUAACUUGUCACAUUUUUGUACAUGGUAACUGCUUUCACCAUACACUUUGUGUGUAAAUUACAGCUUGGACUUUAGCCCCCUUGGACCUCUGUUUUGUUUUGUUAUUUGCAGUUCACAAAUAUAGUAUGAUUCUCUAUUUCUUGGUAUAUUUUGUAGUAAUAUGUUUAAUAUAAUUACUCAAGAGACUGUACUGACAGCCAGAUAGUAUGGCAGUUCUGGAUAAUUUGUACCCUUUUACCACUUGAAUAUAUUGCACCGUGUAAUGAGUUUCUGAGGUAGAUUGUCUCCUCUUUUGUACAGAUUAUCAGGUUAAGAGUUUUACCACUUCUAUUUUUCUUGUUACUAUCAGAAGGUUAAUUUGGAAAUGGCAUGGCUAUAGGAAUGAAAAUGUGGGCAUAUUCUUUUUUUGCUUUCUUCGUUGUAUUUGGAUGAAGCUCCACUUAGAAAUCCACCCCCCCCGCCACCUCAUUAUCUUUUUACUACAGCUACUUCCAUACAGAGCAAUGUGAUGAACACAAAUAAAAACACCAUGCCGAGGAGAAACAGUCACUGCAAAAGUAAUAGGCACAACCAUUUGGGAAUGCUAUUCUCCGUCUAAAAUAGUAGCUUCACUGUCAAGAUCCCUAUGAGUGGACUUAAGCUCGGUUUAUCUGCCCAGUGUACAGUAAGAUAUGCAGAGGGUAAAAGAGGAUUCAUGCUCUGGGACUGAAUCAGCCACAGCCAGAGUGGGAAAUUAUGUUCUUUUAAAGGCAGAUGUGAUGGUUAGCUUUGUUUCCCUAGAAUAAAUUGUGUAGACAUAUUUGCCUGUUAUAUAAAAAAGAUGUUUAUCACCCCUAAAAACAGUCACUUCAGAGCCAGAGUUAAGAAAGGGAUACUGAAAAGGUCUUAGCUGGAUUUGCCUGGGUGGUGGUUUAGUCACUCAGUCGUGUCCGACUCCUUUGUGACCUCAUGCACUGUAGCCCGCCAGGCUCCUCUGUCCAUGGGAUUCUCCAGGCAAGAAUACUGGAGUGGGUUGCUGUUUCCUUCUCCAGGGAAUCUUCUCGACCCAGGGAUCAAAUCCACGUCUCUUGCAUUUGCAGGAGGAUUCUUUACUCCUGAGCCACCAGGAAGCCCUUUGCUUGGGUAGCUCUAAGCUAUCAUGUAGAAGAGACUUAGGUAGAUAACUUACUUUUUACAUCUGAAGUGAGUUCCAGUAUAUAAUAUGUUAUUGGAAAAACUGCUGUUUCUUAAUAAGAUAUCCAAGUGAUAGUGUUUUUUUCCUCUCUUGACUGCCAGGCCUAUUAAUAAGAAAACAAAUCUUUCAGCCAUUUUCUCUCCUUAUUAAAAAAAAAAAAACAAAACCAAUACACAUAUAUGAUGAGAACAAUUAGAGUAAAAAUAGUGACUGGUCUUAGGUUGAUAUGACUGAUUUUAUGAGAUAAUAUGGUGCCAAUUUUAUUCAAGGAUUUUUAUUUUUGGCCUAAUAUAGAAAUGUUUAAAAAAAGGCUUUUUUAAGAAAAAAGUUGAAACAAAUAUUAGAAGGGGGAGAACCUUAAAGCUCAUAAACCAGUGAGACAAUGACUGAUACAGGCAAGAACACUAUUUUUUAACUGAGUGCCCAUGAUAGCAGUUUCCCUGAAGUCUUGAUUUAUUUAUAUACACAGACGUGUGUGUGUGUUUUUUAACAGUUAUUUAAAAAAAUAUUUUAGAUAAUUUUAGACCUCCUGAAGAGUUGUAAAAACAGCAGUUUCUGUAUACUCUUCACUAAUAAUCCCUUUAUAUUAACAUCUUACAUAAGUGUACAACAUUUGUCAAGUUAAGAAAUUAGCCUUGAUACAAUACUAUUAACUAAAGUAGAGUUUUGGAAAGUAGAGAUUUUCUUAGUCUUUUCACUAAUGCCGUUUCUCUGUUUCAGGAUCCAGUCCAGGAUCCUGCCUUGAAUUUAGUUGUCAUGUCAUCAUAGUGCCCUCUGAUCUGUGACAGUGUAUCUAUGACCCCUGAUGCGGUGAUGUAUUUCUGGUGUUACUAACCUUAGCCACUACCUAAGGCGGUGUCUAGGAAUCACUACUGUAAACUUACUGUUUUCCUUUGUAGUGACUGUUUGCUGGAGAUAAUGUGAGCUAUGCAAAUGUCCCAUUUCUGCUUAAACUUCAGCCCACUCAUUUUUUAGUCCAUUGGCAGAUCUUGCUUGUGUCGAUUACCACUGUGAGGUUCCAGUGUGACUUUGUUUCUUGAAGUCCUUCUACAUUUAUUAAUUGGAUUCCUUCUUAAGGGAGGGCUAUUGCUUUUGGAUUUAUAGUUUUAAUUAUGAUAAGAUAUUCAGGAUAAGUACAGACUUACAACUUAAAGAUGUAAACCAUGUUAAAAUGAUUCUAAAUGCCAGUGUCAAGGAAAGGAAAACUAAAUUGGCAACCUCUUCCAGAAAAUACAGUGAACUUAAGGAAAAUUGGUGUUCAUUUUUUUGUGUGGAUUUGAUUCAGUUCUUGACUUAGUAUUCACUCCAGACUGAAUUCAAAAUGUUUUUGAUAUUUCAAAUUUGGACUUUUAAAAAGUGUCUAAGUUUAAUAUUACUUUGAGGAUAAUUUUUGUGAAAAUCUUGAAUAAAGUUACCCAAAUCUGGCAUGUUAAACACAACUAUCUCUUUUUUAUAAUAACCACUAUUGUUGCAAAUACAAACGCCAGUAUAAACAUUUACACAAGUAAGUCCUGAUGAAGUAUCAGUGUCAUGGACUAGUCUCUACAUUCUUGGUGGGGAAUUCUUCCAAAUGCUUCGAAAAAUAGGGCUUUUAAAACUGAUUUUUAGCUGGUUAAUGUAAUACCGUUAGAGGUAGGAAGAUUUUUAAGUUGAAGAAUAUAGAUUAAAUUGGCAUUGAAGUUUUUUGGGGGAUGGUACUUGAUGACUGGAGUUUUUCAUCUUUUUUUUCUUUUUAAAAAAAGUUAUGAGUUUAAAGACUCAAAUAAUUCUAUAGAAGCUAGCAAUUUAAAGUUUAUGAAAAGGAGCUCUCUGUCAUACUUUCAUUUUUCCUUCUACAAAAGUAACCACUUUCAAUUGAGUUUUUUAAAAAAAUUCUCUCCAUGUUUUUUUGACCUUUAAAAAAAAUUUUGGCUGCACUGUGCAGCUUGUGGGAUGUUAGUUCCCCGACCAGGGAAUGAUGAUUCUGUGGCCCCCAGUGGUGGAAAGUGUGGUCCUAACCACUGGACCACCAGGGAAGUCCCAGUGUUUUUAAUAACACAGUUGUAUUUCUCCCUCUUCCUUUGUCAAUUUUAGGCUGUUUCUUCUUGUUUUCUGUUGUAGAAGAUGCUGGUCAGGUCUCUGCCUGUGCCAUAUACACAUUGCAGCCCUCCUCCCUCCAGUUUCUCCAGCCACUUAUAUGGUAGUUCUGUUGUUCGUUACUAUACUAUGUAAUGCUGACCAGAGCUUUUUCAUGUAGUAAACUGGUUACUUUUCCUGAACAACUCCUGGAAUUGUGAAUGAAUGAAUUUCCCUGGAAUGAAUCGUUUGUCUUACUUGGUUUGCUGAUGUACCUAUCACUAAUUUGACCUUAAACCCACCAUCAUUUGUCUAAAUCUUCUCUUAAGAUGCUCAGAUACAUUUGGUCAAUUUCAGGCUCCUGAAGAAGCUGUGCUCUGGGGGCCCUCUGAUGGGAGAAUGGCUGUGUUCUUGGUGCAUACUUACAUUCUGGUGUCUUCUGUUCAUCCUGGAGAUUCUCUCUACCUCUUCUGCUGGAUUCUUUUUUUCAUGCAAUCUAUGUCUUUCUCUUUCUUAGUGUGUUCCCUCAUUUUGGUCAGGCCUGUUCUCCAGUAGCUUUCUGAAUAAAAGGUUUGUAGGAAAUAAUUUUUUAAAUAUCUUGCAUAUUUGAAAAUAUGUUUUCAUGAUCCUUUGUUUAAAACUUGGUUUUUCUUUUUGGUAGCUUGUAGGCUAUUUUUGUCCCCUCUGAAAUUUCCUAGCAGUAUAACAUUGGUGUGGGUCUGUUUUUGUCCAUUUUCCUGGGCAUAAUUCAUUCUGGAGAUACCUGCCCUUAAGUCCUAUAAUAUUUUCUCGGGUUUUUUAUUUCUCUUCCCCCUCUGCUACCCUCAUUUCCAUUACCUCUUUGUAGAAUUCUUGCUGUUUCUGUUAUGGAUUUCUUAGCCUGGUUCUUUGACUUUUCACUUCAGUUUUCUGCCUUUUUGCUGUCUUUGUGGGAGAUUUACUCACCUUUAUCUUCCAACUCACCACUGAAUUUUACAUUUCUAUUUACCAUAUUUUUAGUUUCUAGGAAUUUUUUGUUCUCUAUGUGAUUCUGCUCUUGUUUGUGGGUGUAGCAUCUUAUAUCUCUGAGAACAUUAAUGGUAAUUUGUUGAUAAUUGUUUCAUCUUGAAUAAUGAAUUUCCUACAAAUUGCUUUUCCCUUUCUUUUUAGAUUGCCAUCUUUUUCAUGUUAGAGUUUUUUUUCAGAUGUCUGUUAGUUCUUGGUUGUGUUUUUAUACUGGAGACCAUUGUUGUUCUACUGGAGACUCAAAAUUGCUUCUAGAAAAUGCUUCAUGACUAUUGCUUAAUUAUUUUUUCAUACUUUUUCUUAGAAUAUCUGUUUUAAAUGGAAAUUGAGAAGGAAGGACUGUCUGGAUAAUUUUUACUUCUCUGUGGAGAAAGGAGGGUUUUACACUCUAUGUGGCUCUUCUCAUCACAAGUGGUGGACGGUUAGCACACAGUACAAAAUGUGAGCAGAGGAGACGCCAGCUACUGAGAAGGGAGGAUUUAGGGGUUUCUGAGAUCAGAGCACAUUUGCUCUAGCCAACUCUUAAAUGUUCUUUUAUUUUACAGUAUACACGUUACCCUAGUAGAAUGCCAACGGUAGUGUUGUCAGAUAAAAUAUAGGAUUCUCAGUUAAAUUUGAAUUUCAGAUAAACAACAACUCAUCUUUUAGUAUCAGUGUGUUCCACAUAUUGCAUGGGACAUAAUGAUACUAAAAAUAACUGUUUUUCUGAAAUCCAGAAUAACUAGGGAUACAGUCCCAUCCCUCAGUAUGGGUGGGGGAUUGGUUCUAGUACAAAAACCAUGGAUACUCAAGUCUCUUAUAUAAAAAUGGUGUAGUAUUUGCAUAAAACCUAGGUUUAUCCUCCCACAUACUUCAAAUCACCUCUAGAUUAGUUAUAAUACUUAAUACAAUGUAAAUGAUAUGUAAAUAGUUGUAAAUACAAUGUAAAUGCUAUGUAAAUAGUUGCUGGAUGUGUGGCAAAUUCAAGUGUUUGCUUUUUGGAACCUGACUGAAUUUUUUUCCUUUCUUUCCAAAUAUUGUCAACCCAUGGUUGGCUGCAUCCGUGAAUGUGGAACUCAUGGAUAGGGGUGCCAACUGUAUUGUAAUCUUCCUUUCUUUAUUUUUUGGCCGUGCUGAGCAGCUUGUGGAAAUCUUAGUCCCCCCAGGGACUGAAGCCCAGCCCUCAGCAAUGCAAGUGUGGAGCCCUAACCACUGGACUGCCAGGGGAUGCCCUGUAUUGUAUCUUUUUAACUAAAGUUUUUGUUCUGAGGUAAUUUGUUAGUUCACAGACGGUUUUCUGAAACCAUGCAGAGCUUUCCUGUGCCCCUUACCCAGUUUAUUCUAAUGGUCACAUCUCACAAAGCUUCACUGCCAUGUCACCACCAGGAUGUGGACAUUGAUACGGAACAAGAUGCAGAACAGUCCCGCUGCCACCGCUGUUCCUCCUGUUGACCUUUCACAGCCACCUGUGCUUUCCCUUUCCCUCCACACUAAAUCCUUGGCAAUCACAAAUCUGUUCUCCAUUUCUGAAUUUUGUCAUUUUGAGAACGUUACAGAAAUAGAAUUGUAUGGUAUGUGAUCAUUAGAGAUUGGGGUUUUUGCCCACUCAGCAAAAUUCUCUUGACAUUCAUCCAAGUUGUUUCCUGUAUCUGUAGUUCUUUUUUAUUGCUAAUUAGUAGUUUGUGAUAUGGAUGUACCUUUGGUCAACCUUCACCUGUGGAAGGAUAUCUGGGUGGUUUCAGUUUGGGGCUAUUAUGAAUAAAGCUGCUAUGUACAUUCAUGCACA